Molecule: messenger RNA, 2139 nt
Organism: Sorghum bicolor (sorghum)
Lineage: Eukaryota; Viridiplantae; Streptophyta; Magnoliopsida; Poales; Poaceae
Exons: 11
Coding region: 1-2121 (706 amino acids)
Source: RefSeq, a predicted model, not a curated record
AUGUGGCCUGUGGAGUGGUAUCUGAUGAGAUUGAAGGGUUCUGUUCGUACAAAAAGCCACCCUGAGGGCUCAAUUAUGGAGUGGUCUAAUUUUACUGAAUGCCUUACACUUUGUUCUCGCUACUUACAUGAUGGGACUCAAAGUGAAAAGAUAUCUGAUGAGCCUUUCAUUCUAGCAUCACAGGCAGUUCAAGUAUACUAUGUCCCUGAAGCAAUUGAUACUGAGUGGGUUGCUGCUGUUCAGUCAGUCCCAAGAGAUGUGUUUGAUUUUGAUAAUUUGGAGGAUGAGCACAUAAAUAAUGAUAAUGGUCUAGUUGUGUACCUGCCUAGUCUAAAUGGCAAUGUGACUGUGGAUAUUCUUAAUGGGGUUGUUCCUUCUGUUAGAACAUACAUAGAUGGAGAAAACAUGCCAAGACCAACAAAAAACAAUAAGGAUGUAAAUCCAUAUGAGCAACAAAGAAAUGACCAGAUUGAAAUGAAUAACCAGAGGCUUGAUGCUCUAAAUCUGCCUCGUAUGAACAGUUCAGGACAGAAUGUUCAACCUAGUAAAAGAGCAAAGCAAACACAACGAUCAAGUGAUGCAGCAACUGAAGGUCACAAUCUGCGCAGGUCACUAAGAAAUCAUGCUGAAAAUGCAAAUGAGCAGAUUGAAGAAGAUCCUGAGUAUGAGCCAACUAGAGAUGUUUUAUGCGAUGAUGAAGAUCUUCAUAAUAGUCCGCCAAAGAAGAGGACAGCAAGAAGCAUUACUAGGAUGGACAACUUAUUUGCAAGAACACCAAGCAUGCCUAAGAUCAAGAUAAGACUCAAUGAGUAUCAUCAGCCUAUUGGAGAGAAUUCUAGACUGUUUUCUAGUGCCAUUGGUUGUCUAGUGAGAAAGACAUUAUCAGUUGCAAAAAAGGACUGGAGGCUUGUUGACGUUGAAAAGAAAGACCAAGUGUGGGAUGCUUUAAAGGAAAUCUUUGACGUUGAUGAGGAUGCCAAAGAUUGGUUUCUGGUUAGUGCUGCAAAGAAAUGGAAGGAAUUUAAGGCAACCUUAAAGGACCAAUUUUUUGAUGAAACAAUAACAAAUGAGGAACUGCAGCGAAAACAUGGUGACAGAGUUAAAGAUACUGACUGGGAGUUCCUCAUUGAGCAUUGGACCUCUCCUGAAUAUGAAGCUCGAGCGAAAAUAUCCAAAGCUAAUCGUGCAAAGUUGGGGAUACAUCGUACAUCAGGAAGCAAGAGCUUUGCUUGUUCUAGGCAUGAAAUGGGUGUACAGCUAGGACGCGUGCCUCGAAGAGAUGAAAUAUAUAUCAAAACACAUACACGAAAAAUAGGAGUUCCAUCCCAACAAGCAGGGCCAAUAAUUAACAAACUUAAAUCAAUUAUUGAAGCCCACCCAGAGUUGUCAGAAAGAUCAAUUCAGCAAGGUGAUGUCUUUGCUGCUGCUUGUGGAGAAAAGGAGCCAAGAGGGCGUGUUCGUGCUUUGGGUCUAGGACCAACUCCCCAAGAUAUUGGUACCCCUGGUCUGAAGUGUUACAAGCCAACAAGGCUACAAAUGAAAGUUCUAGCUCGUAAAAAGGUUGAAAGUCACAAAGCUUCUCUAGAACAACGCAUACAAAAAUUAGAAGAGGAACUGCAUGAGGCAAGGAUAAUGCAAGAAAGAAGAAAUAUGGAAAUCGCCUCACAGAAUGGUUCUAAUUCACGAAACCAUGUGAGCUCAAGGUCUGAAGAACAUAUUAAUGAGGCACAACAUGCUGAGCCAUUUGAAGAUGCUAUUUUUGCAGAUAUUAAUGAAAACUCUAACGACUAUGAUGAAGAUAAUUACUUCCUUGUUCCUACUCAUACUGCUGCCCCAUCUAAGCAGCAUGCUAAUUUUCUAUCUGUGCAGCGUGCUGCUGCUCUAUCUGCGCGUGCUGCUGCCUUAUCUGUGCGUGCUGCUGCCUCGUCUGUGCAGCCUGCUCAUGCCCCAUCUGCGCAACUAGCUCCUGCUCCGUCUGCGCAGCCUGCUGCCCCAUCCACGCAGCCUGCUGCUGCCCCAUCCACGCAGCUGGCUCCUGCCCCAUCUGCGAAGCGUGCUCCAUCAAUUGAUCUUCAUCGAGAGUACAACGCUACCAACUGUAGCCCCAUCAAAGUAGAAUAAAGCUCCCCAUGUUUCACG